Molecule: messenger RNA, 1535 nt
Organism: Onychostruthus taczanowskii (white-rumped snowfinch)
Lineage: Eukaryota; Metazoa; Chordata; Aves; Passeriformes; Passeridae
Gene: SERP1
Product: stress associated endoplasmic reticulum protein 1
Exons: 3
Coding region: 138-338 (66 amino acids)
Biological process (GO): endoplasmic reticulum unfolded protein response
Cellular component (GO): endoplasmic reticulum
Source: RefSeq, a predicted model, not a curated record
UCCGGGGCGGCGGCGGCGCAGCGGCCGCAGCGCGCGCCACGUUACCGGGCGGGGCGGGGCCCGGGGCGCGCGCGCGGGUUGGCGGCGGUGCUGACGCGGCAGCGGCCGGGCCGGACCGGACCGGGCCGAGCGCGGACAUGGUGGCCAAGCAGCGCAUCCGCAUGGCCAACGAGAAGCACAGCAAGAACAUCACCCAGCGAGGCAACGUCGCCAAGACCUCGAGAACGGCCCCGGAGGAGAAGGCGUCGGUCGGGCCCUGGCUGUUGGCUCUCUUCAUUUUCGUGGUCUGCGGAUCAGCCAUCUUCCAGAUCAUCCAGAGCAUCCGGAUGGGCAUGUGAGGGGCCGGGGUGGGCCAUGCCCGCCGGCCCCGGCCGCCGCGGCUGCUGCCGAGGAGCGGCACCGGCCGUCUCGCAUUCCAGGUCCCUUCACGAGUCAUUCCGAGUUUUCUAGCCCGUGCCACAGUGCCUUGAACAGCACCACAUGUAUAAAGCAAUAAAAGUCUGUUGUUGAUCUACAAUCGUGGACCUACUUAUUCGCUGAAGAUCCGGCCUGCUCUCUGUAAUACGUGGAGCUGUAACGCGACGUAGGUCCGUAGGAACUGGCAUCUCUUGUAAGCACCGCUCCCCGACCGGCGUCACCCUCCUGUACAGCUGGGAAUGGCUGCAUCUGACGCUGGAAGCCAGCAUUCCUGUAGAGGCUGGAGCCCGCCUGUGCAGCAUGUGGCAGUGCCCGCGCCGCCUCUGCCUUUGUCCUGAUCCACGCCAAACGCUUGUCUGUGCCGGGGGCGUGCGGAGCUGCUCCGGCGGGAGCCGUGCUGCAGCUCCGCGGCUCUCCUGGCCGUGCCCGCGCUGUAAAUACUUCUUGGACGACUUUCAACCAGUGGUGAUUGGUUUUAAAUUUGACAAUGUUGUGUGGGAAUAUUGGGUGCGGGGUGGGGGGGGACGCGCCGCCUCCCUGCCCACAGUUCUGCUUCUGUAUGUGCAGCCCCUGCAGAGUGUGGUGUGUCUUGCAAUAUAUAUUUAAUCCUAUUUAAAGUAAAACCUGCCUUCAACUCGAUUUCUUUUAACGAUGGAUUCAGUACUUAACUGCUUCCCUACUGGUGAUCACAGUUCCUUCUUCUGUAGACGACCGUACCUUGAGAUCACGUGGAAAAUGCUGCUAUUGAUCAUAUUUCCCUGCUGAUGGCCCUGGCUCCUGGCUCUGCUGUCUGCGUGCUGACAAAGGUGGUGGGAAUUGCUCUGCUGGUGCACACAGUUGCUAAAGGAAGAUUUCUUUUCUCCGGGUUUCUUAGAAGACAAAUUUUAAGUCUGGUUACAUUAGAAAUAAAACAAAAUGAAAUGGGUUGAGGUUAAUGCAUUGCCUGUUAGCUGUGAAGGAGCAGAUCUUCUGUACAUGUUGUAUUUCCAUAUGGAAUCCCUGGGACUGGUGUGAGCUGGGGCUGCCCAGGGCACGGGGACCUUGUGCUGGGACACUGUGCUGUGGCAGGGGAAGCCUGUAUCAUCGCUGAUUUUAAAUAAAGGUCUUUUCAAAUGCAA